AUGGCACAACAUCAUAAUACUAGAUCUAUUACCCUGGACACCCCUCCAAGUUUCGAACCCUUCACCUUGAGCCCAUUGGACCAUAUUGUCCCUCCAAUCCACCUAUUCGCAUACCUUACCUUCAAGCCCGACUCCCCAUCAGAUGCCAUCCCCGUUCUCCAAAAUGGCAUCUUGCGCCUAUUACACGCCCUUCCCUUCCUAAGCGGUAACAUAGUGACGGUAGAAGAGCUGAACGGCAAGCAGAACUCGAUGCAAAUAACACCGGCAGAUGCAUCAACGUUCCACCAGUCACCCAUGCUUAAGGUCGUGCAUCAUGCUGCUAAAACCUCCGCCGUGGAGGGCGAUGACGCGCAACAUGCUAAUUUCGUCCCAAUUCCUAUCCACCUACCCAAUACCGAUCCGAGCCCUGUAUUGCGAUUCCAGGCCAACGUGAUGACAGAUGGUCUAGUGUUAUGCGUGACCUUCAACCAUCGGAUGAUGGAUGGACUGGGGGUGGUCGCUAUUUUUGACUCUUUGGCUGCGUGCUGUCGAGGUGACUCGGCAUUCACAGGCAUGACUGCGCAGCUUCAAAAAAAGCUGCAGCUUACAUCGAUGAGGAGCUCCACUCCAUACAAUAUUCGAGAUGAAAUUAAAGCUGAACCAAAGAUUCUGUCCAGCCCAAAAAGUCGGAAAUUUGCCCUGUCCUCAGAAAAGAUCAGCAUGCUCAAGCAAAAGUGCAACUCUAUGUUCUCCACAACUUCUGGUCAAACACUUAAACCUAAUUUAACAAAUUUGGAUAUUCUCACCGCGCUUAUUUGGAUUUCCGUCGCCAGAGCAAAGCAAGCAUUAUCACCAACUACACCCAAAGACACACCUUCCACAUUGUCCUGUGUCGUUGAUAUUCGGUCUAUUCUUCGUCCCAAGCUAGGCACCUAUAUAGGAAAUGCAUUGAUGCGCGCUAAAUGCGUACUGUCUACUCGAUCCACUUCAGGCAAAACCCCAGACCCCAUCGCCGAUAUCUCAUUAAUCCACGAAGUCGCCUUACAAAUCAGAAACGAGAUCCGAAGCAUCACCACCGAGCAAGCCACCAGCUACGUCUCCCACAUCAACACCCUGGACGAUUGGAGCUCGUUGCAGGCUCAACGGCCCGAGCUAGUUGUGAGCAGUAUCCGCCAUUUCAAUCCGUAUGGAUUGAAUCAUGGCACUGUGUUGGGCCCAGUGGUGACCUUCGAUAUACCUGAUCCGAGACUUAAUGGGGUCUGUUGGAUUAUGCCUGCUAGGCCGGGUUCUGGUGGAGCCAAGAAGACGCCAUUGUGGGAAGUGAGAAUUGUGUUGGAGGAGCCUGUUAUGGAGUGCUUAAAGAGAGAGCCGCUGUUUUGUUGGGCGUCUGAUAUUAGUCGGACGAUCAGUGAUUCGAAGCUGUGA
Molecule: messenger RNA, 1404 nt
Organism: Aspergillus eucalypticola CBS 122712
Lineage: Eukaryota; Fungi; Ascomycota; Eurotiomycetes; Eurotiales; Aspergillaceae
Exons: 1
Coding region: 1-1404 (467 amino acids)
Source: RefSeq, a predicted model, not a curated record